GUUUUGUUGCCCAAGGUCAGGAGUUUCUAAUAAACUCUCAUGAUUUACUUUCUAUAUCAUGGGCCAGCUCCAUAGUGCUUGCUACUUUUGCCAUCCGAAGUUGCAUCACACUCCCAUUCAAAAUAUAUCAGAUGAAAAUCAUGGCACGAUAUGAAUGUCUCCAACCUGAAAUCCAGCAGCUUGCAAAGGAUCUGAAGAAAGAAGUUGGAAUUGCAACUAAGGCCCUGGAGUGGGAUUUCAAGACAGCCCAGUUUGCAUUUAAGCGAUCGAUGAAGAAACAUGUGAACGAAUUGAUAGUGCGAGAGAACUGUCACCCAAUGAAAGGAACAAUCCUGGUGCUCAUCCAAGUUCCUCUCUGGAUUUCCCUGUCAAUGGGUUUGCGCAAUCUGGCAUUUGGCCUCCCCAGCCAUGACAUGAGUGUUAAAUUCCACCAGAUGGAAAUGGAAGUUGGUGGAGCCCUCUGGUUUCCCAACUUGGUGGAUAUGGAUCAUUUUCUCAUACUUCCUAUAACAUUUGGCUUGUUGAAUCUCCUCAUUAUUGAGGUGGAGAGGAGAAGUGUGGUUGGAACACCAAGAGGUCUCCACAGAUUAGGUCUAAAUUUUGGACGUAUAAUGAGUGUAGCCAUAGUCCCUAUUGCCACCAUGCAGCCUGCAGCUUCUGGGAUCCAGUACAGAGUCGAGGAGGACAAGACGAAACCAAAGACUGAUGAACACAAAGCUGAAAACAUUUCCCGUUGGAAAUAUGGUCACAGAGGUGACAGUGAACCUACUUUGCGUAGUGUACCUGUAGUAACCACAACUCCAACCACAACCCCAACUUCUGUCCGGCAGCAAGGACGUAACUCAAACCUCCAAAUCUCAUGCCCACAACCCACAGGCCUAUUUCUUCAUCCAUCUGAUUGUACAAAGUUUCUUAAUUGCUGGGAUAAUCGUAUGUUUGUCCAGCAAUGUCCUGCAAACCUUCACUUCAAUGCCAGGAACCGGGUGUGUGAUUGGCCCAAUCAGGCCCGCUGUAUGGUGGUACAAGCUCCACCCCCACACCAACCUGCCCAACCACCCCCACGCCCACAAACUCAACCACCCCUGCGCCUAUCUACACGGCCACCCCAACGCCUACCUGCUCCUUCGCCACCAAGGAACACCCAUAUAGCACCUCAAUCUCCUGCAAUGCCUCCUAGAGGAAGAGGUUCUCCCAAUCAGCAGCAGGCAAUAGUUCAGGAGGCUCGGAAGCAACAUCAACUUUGCCCUGCUGAGAAGGGACAAUUCCCACACUAUGCUGAUUGCAGUCGAUUUGUGAACUGUUGGAAUGGAAAGCCUCACAUUCAGAAAUGUGCUCCAGGGACUCUUUUCAACCCUGAGAAGGGGUUCUGUGAUCAUCCCCAUCAAGUCAAUUGUGACCAGAAUACUGAUGGAGUGGGGAUAAUAGAGCCUCGGAUGGACUCAAGCAUAUCCUCAGUAUCCAUGAAGGCUUCAGUCUCAUCCUCCUCCUCUCCUGCAUACAAACCCGCAUCACCAAAGCCAGGAGACGCUGUCGUCGUGAUGACUCCCCGUCAGCGCACUCCACCUCCCUCGGGCCAGCGCCUUCGAUUGCGUGGUGGGAAGGGACCUUGGGAGGGCUACGUCCAGGUCUUUCGUGAUGGCCAAUGGGGAUCAGUCUGCGACUCCCAGUGGACACGCCAGGAUGCCAGCGUCGUCUGUCGCCAACUCGGAUUUGUCAGAGGUGCACAGAAGGAGACACAAGGGGAGGUGUUCCCUGGCAUUCCCCUAGAAAGGAGUCAUAUCACCGAAGUAAAAUGCUUGGGGAACGAAGAGAAUUUGUCCAACUGUACUCUCACAUUGGGAAGCUUCUGCCAACCUACUGUCAUGGCUGGAGUUGUCUGCCAAAAUAAUUCUGCCUCCAGGUGCAAUAUGGGAGAGGUCCCACAUGGAGGGCAUUGCUACAAGUUCUUCCCUGAUGUGAAAGUGAGCCAUCAGGAAGCCAUGAUGGUGUGUCAUUCCCAGUCAGGUCAUCUUGUCUCCAUUCAGACUCAAGAGGAGAGCGACUUCAUCUCUGAAUGGCUCCUCACCCUUGCCGAAUCGGGAAUCGAUUCGUUCGGGGAUUCCCUCCACGUGAUGCGCGUGUCUCAUGGAGUCCGCUGCUCGGCCGUGGAGGAGUUGUUGAUGUGUGCACGCGAGGUGGAGGAUCGAGAAUUGAUGCGAACCGUGCCGGGGAGAUCCGGCCCUCUUUCGCGGAAAAGUCGAGUCGGCGAUGGGCUUCCCUCGGUGAAUAUGUCAAAGGCAGCUGUCUCGUUAUGCCACGUCUUUCACUGGCUGCGACCCUCUUUUCCUCCUCUGAUGGAAAAAAAGAAGCCAUUUCUGGGGGAGAAGCGGAUCCCGCGAGAGGAUUCGGCACUUUCUGAUGAGGUUCCCCGCGUGAACCUGAUCGAACCGACAGGCGUCGAAUGCCUCGGAAACGCGGCCGUCAGACGCAGAUCUCGUGGGCUUCUCGAUUUUGCCCUGACUCGACUCGAACCUCAGCAAAAAUUAAUGAAAGAUAAGAAGAGUCUUACCAGAUUUCUUGCUCUCAAGUGCGAUGAAGCGGAAAACGAUGAAGGUCCGUCCCCCAUCGAUUUCCAUUCCCCAUUCCCCCUUGUGGUCGAUCACGGAGGAGUCCUAGCAGUAAAUCUCAUUGCUCCGGCCUCUCCUCCAAGGAACUUGGACGUGGGGAGCGCCCUCUCGGGGUUGGCAUCGCGAGGCGUUCGUAUCGUGAGGCGUUCGUAUCGACUUCUUCUCGGGGUGAAGACAGCAUUACACACAGGAGGAGCUCAGGGGCUCACUGGUUCAGGGAAUGUCUUUUAUCUGUGGGAGCAUGAUGUUGAUGAACUCCACUUUCACAAGUGGUGGCCAGGCUGGAAUGGGAAGGAAGUAGACCCACCGCGCAUCCGGCGCUCCCGUCUCGAGUGCAUCACCCUCAAGAGCUUCUACCUUGAUGAUGUCUCCAAGGUGGAGCUCAAUGCAGAUUACUUCUUCUGGAGUCUAGAGCCCUGUUCAAAGAGGAUCCCCUUUGUAUGCCAGAUGGAACAACAGGAUGUUGGGUGCAUAAAGGGAAAUGGGAUGGGCUACCGUGGGAAUGCAAGUGUGUCUCAAUCAGGAUUCCCCUGCCUCAACUGGAACAGCCCUGAUGUCAUGGUCAUCCUGGGUCGAAAUGCCUAUUCUGAUCUGGGCAUUGGGAAUCACAGGUUUUGUCGUAAUCCAGAUGGCGAUGAGGCACCUUGGUGCUUCACUCCUGAUGGGAAAUUUGAAUAUUGUGAUAUCCCUCAGUGUCCACAGAGCCUGGAUGAUGAGCCUGAGAAACUGUUGCAUCGGAUGCAGCGCUCCUGCCAGCAGAAUCAAUUCCAGUGCCUUGCUGAAGAAUGCAUCCUCUCAGCUUAUGUCUGUGAUGGGGAACAGGACUGCACAAACAACCUGGAUGAGGAAUACUGUGUGAGCUACCUGAAAGACUUUGAUAUAAAGCCAAAGCACAGGUUGGCUUUGACUGAGGUCACCAAGUGGCGCUACAUCAAUGUUGACACUUGUGCUCGCCGCUGUGUUGAAGCUAAAAACUUUGUAUGCCACUCCUUCAGCUACAGUGAGGUGUUGGAGACAUGUAUCCUGAGCGAUGAGAACGUGGAGACAUCAGGGGCCCUGGAAAGUGACAAGCGUUACUCCUACUAUGAGCGCAAGUCCCUCCGCAGUAACUGCUCUGACAUGUUCAUCUGUGACAAUGGCAAAUGUCUCAAUCACUCUAGUGUCUGUAACGGAAGACAAGAAUGUGGUGAUGAGUCAGAUGAAAAGGUAUGUAAGGUUCCAGUCAUUGAACUGAAGCUCCAAGGGGGCAUGAAGCCACACCAGGGGAGGGUUGAGGUCAAAGCUUAUGGAGAAUGGGGUGUGAUCUGUGAUGACAAGUUUGGGCUGUCGGAUGCAGAAGUCAUCUGUCGUCAGCUGGGCUAUUCUUUGGGAGCCUUGAAGACAUUUUCUGGUUCAGCAUUUGGCUCUGGAAGUGGAAAGUUUCUCUUGGAUGACCUGACCUGCACAGGGAAUGAAUCUUCCAUCGCCGAGUGCCAGUUUCCUGGCUGGGGACAGCAUGACUGCCAUGCUGAAGAAGUAGCAGGAGUGGAGUGUCGUGUGGCAUUGGAGGAGUGCAGGGAUCAUGAAUUUGAGUGCCAGAGUGGGGAAUGUGUACCAAUCGACUUCCUCUGUGACGAGGUUGCUGACUGCACUGAUCAAUCUGAUGAGAAAGACACAUGUCAGCUGCCCCUCAUGGUGCGUCUGUCGAGGAACGACAUCCCAGAAAGUCGAAUCAAUGAAAGCAAGGAAGAAAUGUCAGGAAGAGUGGAAGUACGCUACCGGGGGAUCUGGGGAAGUAUCUGUGAUGAUGGAUUUGAUGAUAAUGAUGCCACGGUAAUAUGUAAGAUGCUGGGCAUGGCCAAGCAAGGUCGAGCCUUGAAGGGAGGGGAGUUUGGCGCAGGGGCAGGGCCAAUUUGGUUGGACGAGCUCCAGUGUGAUGGGACAGAGGAGAGCCUCAUGGACUGCCUCCAUCUUCCCUGGGGUCAGAGCAAUUGCCAGCAUAAUGAGGAUGCAGCCCUUGAGUGUCUGCCUGAAGGGAAGGACCCGGUCAAUAUUGAAAUCCUUGAGGCAACAGAAGGGGUUGCAAGCAAUGAAGUACUUGGCACUUAUCCAGGGCUUCCUGAGAUCUGUGGAAGGAAAGGUGUGGAGUACAAGCCACCACUCCAGUCCCAGACAAGAGGAAGGAUCAUGUCUGGACGUCAGGCCACACCUGGUGCUCACCCAUGGCAGGCAUCACUCCGGGUAAGGGCAGGGACAUCCAGUGCCCAUUGGUGUGGGGCAGUGAUUGUGACUCCAAACCAUGUCCUCACUGCAGCACAUUGUCUAGAGGACUACCCCAAGGGAGCAUACGUGGUUCGAGUGGGGGAUACCGAUUCACAGGAGGUGGAAUCUGAGGAGAAGGAGUUUGGGAUCGAGGAGGUGCGAUACCACGAGCGGAAGCACGAGGGGAUUCGCUAUAACAAUGAUGUAGCCAUCCUUUUGUUGAAAGGGGAGGGGAUUCGUUUUGGUACCAAGGUCCACCCCAUCUGCCUCCCCUCCCCUGAAGUUGAUUAUGCACCUGGCAUGAAUUGCACCAUCUCAGGCUGGGGCAGUACUGGCAUCAGUUAUGCAUACACACUACAAGAGGCAACGAUUCCCAUCCUUCCGAUCGAGCAGUGUCGGUCACCAUUGGUGUAUGGUGAUAGAAUCACACCAGGAAUGUUUUGUGCGGGCUUCCUUGAGGGUGGCAUUGACUCGUGUCAAGGAGACUCCGGGGGACCCUUUGUCUGCUAUGACAAUGGCAACGACUCGUCCCUGUCGCUCGGCCAGUCAGUUCUCGGCGCCAUGGAUUCCUCGUCGCCCAUGUUCCCGGUGUCUUCGCGCUCCAGGUUCAAUCCCGAUGAUGUUCAGCUGCUCUUGGAUGAAGUGGAACUACGCAAGAAAGUGCUGCUGGGACCGGGCAAGACCAGCACUCAAGCCGCGAAGACGAAGGCAUGGAACGACAUAGCCAACGUCUUGUUCUCGAAGACGAGAAUCCUCAGGUCGGGCGACGAAGUGAAAUACGAAUUCAUCCAACUGAAACAGGAAGCGAAACAACGGGAAACCGCCUAUCUGGAAAGCAUCAGAAACCGCGACAGACGAGCCUCGAUCCGUCCACCCUCGGAAACCGACUCCAGAAUCCUCGCCAUGGUCGAAGAACCCGGCACCGCUCCAUCGAUAAGCGACGUCCUCGAGGAUUCAGGAUCUCAUCGCCAACAGCCGGAGGCUGAAAUUGAAGCCCGAGGAAAACUCAGACCAAUUGAUGUCGUCGUUCGAAGAUUCCCUUCCUGCCUAUUCGAGGAAUACCAGGACACGGGCGUCGAUGAAGAGGCCGUCCUCGUCGACCGACUCCUGCGUGCCGCCCAAGGUCGGGAAGGGCGGGAGAAGUACCGAAGUACCCCAGGAAAGUACCGAUUCGACAUCGAUGCUCGAGAUGCAGCAAGCGAUGCUGCGGGAACUGAAAAGCAUAUCCGCGUCCAUGAUGGAGCUCGCGUCGUCCAUGACGGAAAUGUCCUCGUCCAUGAAGGAGAUGGUGAGGUAUCAGAAGCAGCUCCUCAUCGCUCAAGGCAACUUGUGAGAAGGUGGUUUGCUCAACAUCCAUCCCAAUUGAUUGUGACUGAUUGUGAGGUGGUUUGCUCAACAUCCAUCCCAAUUGAUUGUGAGGUGGUUUGCUCGACAUUCAGCCCAAUUGACUGUGAGGUGAUUUGCUCGACAUCCAUCCCAAUCGAUCGUGAGGUGGUUUGCUCGACAUCCAUCCCAAUCGAUCGUGAGGUGGUUUGCUCGACAUCCAUCCCAACUCCAGUUCCCCGGGUUAUCGCAUCAGUCACGCACUGAAUUAUAUCAGGAAUCCUCAACAUGAUUUCAAAAUUUUUUGUGUGUUUUCUAGUCCUUUCACGACGUGGCAAAUAAGCGCUAAUAAGUGCGCUUCCCUGCCAAAAGUAACCGGACACCAUUCUGCAUGGAG
Molecule: messenger RNA, 6567 nt
Organism: Darwinula stevensoni
Lineage: Eukaryota; Metazoa; Arthropoda; Ostracoda; Podocopida; Darwinulidae
Source: the annotation of a GenBank genome assembly